Messenger RNA from Vigna unguiculata (cowpea), 884 nucleotides. RefSeq lists its product as uncharacterized. NCBI's taxonomy places the organism in Eukaryota, Viridiplantae, Streptophyta, Magnoliopsida, Fabales, Fabaceae. The record is from RefSeq and is a predicted model, not a curated record.
CCUCGUGCAAUUUUCCUUCUCGUAUAUUAAAACCUAACAAAGCCACACGCAGUAAAGAGCGCCUCUUUCGUAGAACACAGUCCGCAGCCGGAGUUUGCUUUCGUUGCUGGUGCUGUCUAUUGAUUCCACUAACCUGACCAAACCAAACAAGGCCCCAAGUAAUACUGUGAAAUCUAUAUUGAAGUAUAGGAAGGUGAAAGAAAGUACAAGAGAAUGGCAAAGUCUUUGAGAUCAAAGAAGGAGAAGAGGCUGAGGGCAAUUCGAAGGGAGCUUGUUGAACCUUUCUAUGACAAGAAAGAAGCUGCUAAGCUGGCUGCCCAGGAAGCUGCUCUUGCUGCACCAAAGUUGGAGGUUCCUUCGAAAUCAAAAAAUACCAUGGAUGUGACCACUUCCACUAGCAACACCAACAUGGAUGUGGAGAUGGCUGACGGCAGUCAAACCAUGGCUUCCUUAAAGCCUGUUGGUGGAAUAGGGAAGAAAAUGAAAAAGAAAUUGAAAAUAGCUAAAAACAAGCGCCGUGGUAAGGGAAAGAUUGGGAAGCGCAAAAUAUGACUCCAAGUAAAGAAUGAUUGUAUUGAAGCUGUGAAGAGCUCCUGUGCUUUUUGUCUUGAUUAAUGAAUAGUGUUCAAAUUUUGACAGAGAAGAUGAAACCAUUGAAAUCUAUCGUAAGCUAAAAACCAUUGAAAUUCUGCACCAGGCUUAGUUUCUUUAGUCUAAUUUUUUCAGUCCUUUUGUGCCCUUAUGAAAAUGGCCUUGAAGAACUAGCUGGCCAUUUGAAUUGCUAUAUGAAAUUUACUUUUAGAGUGUCUCUGCAAUACCAUAAUUUAGCACGAAACUUGUACACUUUUACAAAUUUUAAUAUUCGACGUUAAAUUUUAUGUGAA